CAGCAGCCGGCGCAGCAGCAGGCGCAGUCGCCGCCUGCGGGGGAGGGGCAGGGCGCGGCGCCGCUGAGCAGCAGCAACAGCAACAACGAGCGGUACUUCUGCCGGCCGCUGUGCUACCUGGAGGGCGACUGGUACUCCUUCCCCGCCGCGCCCGCGCCCCCGCAGCAGCAGCAGCAGCAGCAGCAGCAGCAGCAGCAGCAGCAGCAGCAGCCGGCGCGGCGCAGCAAGGUGUGCGGGUACGUGAUGGAGCACGUGCCCGACGCGUGCCAGCUGACGGUGCUGGCGUGGCACUUCCACCGCAGCAUCGACCCGCUGGGGACGCUGCGGAAGCAGCAGAAGUCGCUGGCGGCGCGGCGGCUGCUGCACCUGUGCCGCGAAGUGACGCAGGCCUUCGGCUUCGUGGCCGCAGAAGCCAACCUCUUCGCCUUCGACUUCAACCCCAAGAACAUCCUCGUCUCCGUCCGCACCAGCAGCACCCGCACCCGCACCCGCACCCACACCCACACCCGCAGCAGCAGCAGCAGCAGCAGCAGCAGCAGCAGCAGCAGGAGCGCCGUCGAGCUGGCCCAGCUGGCCUUCCUCAACCCGCGGGCCGCGGUGCGCGUCGUCGCCAUCGACCUCGACUGCUCCCUCGCGCCGCCCUUCUCGCUCGCCGCCGCCGACCCGCUGCUCCUCGACUGGGGCUGCGGCCGCAGAGUCGUCUACUCGUGCCCGCACGUGCCUUCGCUGCUGGCGGCGUACAUUCUGGCGGUGCUGGCGAAGAGCCGCCAGCUGUCGCAGUUCGUCGCUGCGGGGCUGCGCGAGGGCGCGGCGCACGCGGCGCUGCUGCGGCGCCUCCGCGACCCCGCCAACUUCCUGCACUACUGCCAGCAGGUGGGGGGCGGGGGGGGCGCGCUGCAGCAGCAGCAGCAGCA
Eimeria tenella is the source of this 914-nucleotide messenger RNA. RefSeq lists its product as uncharacterized. The transcript has a single exon. The annotation marks the transcript as partial. The record is from RefSeq and is a predicted model, not a curated record. NCBI's taxonomy places the organism in Eukaryota, Apicomplexa, Conoidasida, Eucoccidiorida, Eimeriidae.